Messenger RNA from Plasmodium vivax (malaria parasite P. vivax), 1149 nucleotides. RefSeq names its product eukaryotic translation initiation factor 3 subunit 4, putative. The transcript is spliced from 9 exons. NCBI's taxonomy places the organism in Eukaryota, Apicomplexa, Aconoidasida, Haemosporida, Plasmodiidae. Gene Ontology annotation, cellular component: cytoplasm; eukaryotic translation initiation factor 3 complex. Gene Ontology annotation, molecular function: translation initiation factor activity; RNA binding. The coding region runs from base 340 to 1149 and encodes 269 amino acids. The record is from RefSeq and is a predicted model, not a curated record.
GCCGCUUCCUCCCCGAUUGGGAAUUCUUUUUUUUUUUCCAACAAAACGAGCGCCGCUUAUCAACGCAAUUUAGCUAACUGUUCAACCAUUUGGCCCUACCAUGUGGUGAAAAAAAAAAAAAAAUAAAUAAAUAAAUUGCUCAGAGGAAAACAAAGCAAAAGUAACUUGGCGAAGGGAACUUUACCAUCCGCAAGAGAUAAAUCCCUUUGGGCAGUCACACGUAAUUACCCCUUUGAGGUUAAGCAUAUGCAUACGAAUGCGUUUGUAUAUGCGUAGGAAAAAGCUGCUUGCCGUAAGAGAGACUUCUAACCCCUCUGCUGCUGCGUCAGCAACGCCAAGAUGAUACAAACAGAGAGGAAAAACUGGGUGGACAUCGACGUAGAAGAUGAAGAGUCGCAGAAUGAAAAUGAAAACAAAAAAAAAUGGGAAGACAUAGACGCAGAUGACGAUCUGGAGAGCAACAAAAAGUUGUCCUAUUUCACCAACUACGAAAAUGGGAUCAAAGUGGUCACCAAGUAUUCGGAGAACCUGAAGAAGCAGACGGUGAAGGUCACCAAGAAAAUAAAAGAAGUGGUCAUCAAGAAAAAACUCAACAAGGAAAUCAACAACAGGCUGAACUUGAAGAACUUCAACAUCGACACGUGCAGCUCCGUGAUAGUGGAGCCGACGGACGUGGUGAACAUCGAAGUGCCCAAGAACAACCUCCUGGACUUCCUCAAGGGGACGGAAUACGACUACCUCUUCACCGAGCAGGCCGACAAGACUGCCAAGGACUUGAAGAACAGAUUCAAAAUAUUUAAGGAUGAGGAUGUGGAGGAAGUCAAGCCGGAGGACCCCAACAAACUGGCCGCCAAGAGAGACAUGCUGUUCUAUCGAUCACACGACACCCAAAACAAGGAGUGCACCGUGCGCGUGACGAACCUCAGCGAAGACGUCAACGAAAGCGAGCUGUCCAACCUCUUUGGAAGAGUUGGCCAAAUUUCGAGGAUGUUCCUGGCCAAGCACAAGGAAACGCAAAACUCGAAGGGAUUCGCCUUCAUCACUUAUUCCAAUAGGGAAGAAGCGAAGAGGGCCAUCGAGAAGUUGAAUAGGCACGGGUUUGAAAACCUGUUGCUCAGCGUGGAAUGGGCCAAGCCGUCCAACCGAUGA